Molecule: messenger RNA, 3560 nt
Organism: Daphnia pulex (common water flea)
Lineage: Eukaryota; Metazoa; Arthropoda; Branchiopoda; Diplostraca; Daphniidae
Exons: 10
Coding region: 481-2556 (691 amino acids)
Cellular component (GO): nucleus
Source: RefSeq, a predicted model, not a curated record
GUGCUGUGUGUGUGUGUGUCUGGUCUAUGCUUGUGGCGUUUGUGUAUACUGUGCUGCUGGCCCAUCCAGCUCACAUAGUAGGAGAGUAUAGUAGAGCGGGCGGCCAACCAACCCUAAAAGUUUUCAGUUUACCCAGUUGUCGACCGGCGGCUACUCCAGACGGUUGCCUGUUUUGUUUCAUCCUCUUAUUUUUCUUAUUCAUUUUGAUUCCGAUUUCUGAUUCCCAACACAAGCAAAUUAGAGAGACAUUGACUGCUGACUGAUCUUAUUCUGCCCGUCGCACACCAAGCUGGACAGUGAAUUUUGUUCCUGAUUUAAAAAUAAAACGAUUCGGUGAUUUGAAUGAGCGCCCAAUCGCCAAUUAAAGUGAACUGAUCUCGACCGUUUUUUGAUCCAAAAAGUGGCAAGUUUCUGAUCUCGUUACACAUCGCCCGAUUUGUUGGCUAUAUUAUUCCGGUUUUGAAACGAAAGAAGAAGAAGAUGGACGGUCUGAAGAUGGCCCAGCAUCAUUCGCUAAGUGCCGCUAUGAUGGCCAAGGGACUUUUCGGCGGUGGGGCCGCAGCGGCGGCUGCCGGGAUGGCCGGUCUGGCCGGAAUGGAUCCGCGCAGUUUGGCCAUGGCGGCGGCUUUCCUGCCCGUCAAUUUAACGCUGGACGGGAGAUUGCAUCCGCAUCAUCACCAGGCGGCUGCGGCCGCAGCAGCCGCCGCCGCCGCCGCUGCCGCCAGUCUCCAGCACGGACUUCACCAGUUGCAGCAAGAAGCCCGUCACUGUCAGGCGAUGGGUCGGGCCAGCAGUUCCAACGGCGAUCGCUCACCGACGCCACCGACGCCCAUGAUGGAGACUUGGGUUUUGAUUCCUCCGGAGCUGUCGCUGGUCCUUCAGCCGCCGUCACAACAGGCCCGGGUCUGGACCCGAGUCCCAGUGACACAAGGGCGUCGUUGGUCGCCUUUUCAAGGCACCGUCCGCCUAGGCGUCAUGCCAUCGACAGCAGCGUCCGAUUCCGAAUCAGAGAUCCAGCAGCGUUAUCACAGCAGCGGCUGCUACGAGGAAGUCACUGAGGUGCCAUGUCUGGCCGGCUUGUCGGCCGGCGCUGCUGGCACUCGCAAAGUGCGUCACUGCAACUGGGUCCGUUUCAUCCGCCCGUCGCCGCUUUUCACUCCGCUCGUCAACGUCGUCUGCUCCAAAAUCAAAGGCGAACCAGUUUACGAAGCCGUCCGUCCCAUCGGCGCCAACAUGGAACUGAUCGUCUUCUACCUGCCCGGCCUCCACGACGACGAUGAGGAGCUCCUCUACGGAGGCCUUCCGGCUGUCCGCUCACUCCGCUCCUCGCUCUUCCGCCGCACAAUGGGCCUCAUCUUGCAAGAUAGCCCGCUGGACUUGUCGUUGUCGCUGUUGACGUCCUCUUCGCCGACGCCCGACGACCAGCAGCAACAACAACAACAACAGCAACAACAACAGCAGCAGAAGCACGAGCAGCAGAAGCAGCAGAAGACUCAGGUGGUUGUGGGUUCCAGCAACGUCGCCACCUCUGGCGGGGCUUCCGACGGACGCCAAUCGGUUUCCAGCGAGCAGUCGGCCGGCUUGUCGUCAGGAGCCGAUGAAAUGGCCAGCAACACGUCCGGUUUGGACGCCUCAUCCGACGCUUUGGGACUCAUCCAGAGCCACCACCACCACCUGGGCCACCACCACCACAGUCUCCACCAUCAGUUAGGAGGAGCCGCUUCCAACGGAGUGGCGUCGUCCAACGGCGGCGGAAGAGGCGGACGGGCCAGCGGAAUGACCUCCGUUUCGUCGGCAUCGUCGGGCCGCCCUGCCCGCCAGCGUCCUUUGCUUCCGUGUCAGGUUUGCGGCAAAGCUUUCGACCGGCCGUCGCUACUCAACCGUCACAUGCGCACUCAUACCGGAGAGAAGCCUCACGUUUGUGACGUGUGCGGCAAAGGAUUUUCAACGUCGAGUUCGCUCAACACGCACCGGCGAAUUCACAGCGGCGAGAAGCCCCACCAGUGCCCCGUCUGCGGCAAACGCUUCACCGCCUCCUCCAAUCUCUACUACCACCGAAUGACUCACAUCAAGGAGAAGCCGCACAAGUGCGCCUUGUGUUCUAAGUCGUUCCCGACGCCGGGAGAUUUGAAAUCUCACAUGUACGUGCACAGCGGCUCGUGGCCGUUCAAGUGUCACGUCUGCUCGCGCGGUUUCAGCAAACACACCAACCUCAAGAACCACCUGUUCCUCCACACCGGUGACAAGCCGCACGCCUGCGAAUUGUGCAACAAACGCUUCGCCUUGGCUUGCAAUCUCCGCGCCCACAUGAAAACCCACGAAGGUGAGCCGCAGGAGGAGUGCGCCCGUUGCGGCAAGACGUUCCUGAUGUUGGUCGGCGGCGGCGGCGGGGGGUCGCAGGUGGGCAGCGACGUCACGGGACUCUGCAACGAUUGCUCCGGCGGCGAUCCAGCCACCGACAACGACAAGGAGGAACUGGAAGAAGACUCGGAUGUCGGCGGCAUCAGCGACGUCAGCGGCGACGGAGACGUCGACGUCGAUAACGAUCAAGACUAAAAUAAUAAAAACGACACCAUUUUUAAUUUCUCAAACUGGGAAAUCAAUCAAUGAAUUAUUCCGAAAAUAAAAAGAAAAGAUUUUUAUUGUAAUACCAAGAUGUGCCUUAUUAUAUAAUACAUUCAACUAUAUAUGUAUACUAUAAUUAUUUGAUAUCGAAUUUAAUUUCUUUGUCUCCAUUCCCGUGUGUUUUCAACCAGAUUUUAAGUGCCUUUUUUCUUUUUAAAAUCUAUCAAAUUAUUUACAACUAUUUGUAGCGAUUGCUGUCCUAAAAUGUCGACUCCAUUUUUCACUGUGUGGGUUUUAAUUUUGUAUUUUUCUCCUGUCUCACGUAAGAAAUUGAUUUCCCCCUAUUGCGUAAUUAUAUAGUUGAUGUGUGUACUAUAUCUAAUAUUAUGUAAUCAUCAUAAGACACUCCUGUCACUCUCUAGUCAACAAAUACUUUCACUGGUUUUUCCUCUUUUUUAAAUUUUUGUCUGACAUUUUUUUUCCCUCCGCGUCGAGUUUUUGAGUGGAAUUUAUUUUGGCGGAAAACUACACAUUCGUUAGCUCUUUUAUUCGGGAGGGUCUCAUCUUGUUUUUUUCUUUUCAAUAAAAAUAGAACUGCUGUGUGUUGGUUUGUUUGAAACCCCCGGUAUAUAUAUAUAUAUAAAUUGAAUCUUGUUUACGUGUGUGUAUUUGCGUGUGUCUAUCACAUUUUAUUUCCACCCUGUCUAAUUAUCAUCAAAUUUUUUGAAUUCUAUAAUAAGAUGAUUUCUGUUUUUGGCCAUUUUUCUUUCUAUCUCUCUGCCACUUUCACACUUUGACAGUUGGAAUAAUUUUAUUAAUAAUAAUAUGCUACUGCCCGCGCUCCUCUCUCGACGAAAUGUCCAUAAUUCUUUUUUUGUUCUCUGUCCCGUUGUUGUUGUUGUUGUCCAAGUUAAAAAAACAAACAAAAAAAUCAUUUUCCUUUUGACGUCCAAUCAGCGAUAGACACGGAGGCAAUAAUACACUAGUGUGAUUGA